CGGAUAGUCCCCUCUACUAAAUUCGCAUUGGAUUCGCACAUGUGAGCUGAGUAAUCAUGAACGCCAUCAUGGGGUUGCCGCAGCCUCGGUCCACCCCGCAUUCUCUAAAGCCGGGGCAAUUCGAACGCCGUGGCUGUUCACAUAAACCUCCCUUAGUGUCCAGACUUGUACAAUACUCUAUAUCGACCUCUUAUUCCUAUGUAUAUAUACACGUAACGAUCUUUGUACAUUCACGAGUCAUCAUUGUCGACUGAUUUUAAUUCCAUCACCGCAAUCUCUCAUUGUUCCAGCGUUCCCAAUACACUCUUCAAGAUGGUUAUCAAGCGCAACGAACCAUGCUAUGUCCUCGGUGUGGGCAUGACCAAGUUCAUCAAGCCUCGAGGAAAGGUCGAUUACACAGAACUCGGCUUCGAAGCUGGCAUCAAGGCCCUGCUGGACGCCCAGAUCACUUAUGACGACGUCGACCAAGGAGUCGCAUGCUACUGCUACGGGGAUUCCACUUGCGGCCAACGAGUCUUCUACCAAUUCGGCAUGACCCAGAUCCCAAUUUAUAAUGUUAAUAACAACUGCUCGACUGGAUCGACAGGCCUGCACCUUGCCCGCAAUGUCAUCAGCCACGGAGGCGCGGACUGCAUCAUGGUUGUCGGCUUCGAGAAGAUGAACCCAGGAAGUCUGCAGAGCUACUUCAACGACCGCGCAAACCCAACAGGCACAAGCUCCGAGAUGAUGAAGGCAACUCGAGGGAUCACCAAUGCUCCAGGUGCCGCUCAGAUGUUCGGCAAUGCUGGUCGGGAAUACAUGGAGAAGUACAUCUACCCCACACUCUUUUGGACAGAAUAUAUACUUACCAUUGCUAUUUAGGUACGGAGCCAAAAACGAAGACUUCGCCGAGAUCGCACGCGUCAACCACGAGCACUCUCAACGAAACCCAUACUCCCAAUUCCAAGACGUCUACACCCUCGAACAAGUCAUGAAAGCGCCCAUGAUCCACGAACCCCUCACAAAGCUUCAAUGCUGCCCCACAUCCGACGGUGGAGCUGCCGCGAUUCUGGUCUCGCAAGAUUUCUUGGACCAGCGCCCACAUUUGAAGGAACAAGCUGUUUUGAUCGCAGGUCAAUGUCUUGCGACUGAUUCGCCGAGUCUGUUCAGCAGAUCGGCGAUUGAUCUUAUGGGCUUUGAUAUGACGAAGUAUGCGGUCAAGGUCGCUAUGGAGCAAGCGAAUGUCACACCUGAUGAUGUGAAGGUCUGCGAACUUCAUGAUUGUUUCUCGGCGAAUGAGAUGAUUGUUAUUGAUGCACUUGGUCUCUCGGAACCAGGCAAGGCUCACGAGCUUGUCCGCAGUGGCGGUAUCACGUAUGGUGGAAAGGUUAUUAUCAACCCAUCCGGAGGAUUGAUUUCCAAGGGUCAUCCUCUUGGUGCUUCUGGUAUUGCUCAAUGUGCUGAAUUGGUCUGGCACUUGAGAGGAUGGGCAAACAACAGACUGGUUGACGAUACAAAAGUUUGUCUACAACAUAACCUUGGUCUGGGAGGCGCUGUUGUGGUCACGGUCUACAAGCGUGCUGAUGGGAAGUCGAACACUAAAGUUGAUUCGACUGAAGUUGGUAAGAGAAAUAAAUUGGGAUAUAAUCCUGCGGUUGAGGCGAAGGGAUUUACUGAGGCACAGGCAACGAGUGUGAGGAGUAAGACGAAGAGUAGUGCUUGGGCUUUACAAGAUGUGGAGAAGAAGGUUGAGGCUAGAUUUUGAGUGGCUAGUCGACUCAUUGUAUAUAAAUGAAAUGUUUCAGAAUCAUCAAACCCUA
Molecule: messenger RNA, 1799 nt
Organism: Cadophora gregata
Lineage: Eukaryota; Fungi; Ascomycota; Leotiomycetes; Helotiales; Ploettnerulaceae
Exons: 1
Coding region: 752-1744 (330 amino acids)
Molecular function (GO): acyltransferase activity, transferring groups other than amino-acyl groups
Source: RefSeq, a predicted model, not a curated record